AUGGAUGCCCAGGGCGCCCUCGACUCGCUUCUGGGCCGCCUCACCACCAUCCUAGCCGAUGAGGCGCGGCUGCUCGGCGCCCUCCACGGCGACGUGCAGUUCAUCAAGGAUGAGAUGGGGAGCAUGAAUGGCCUGCUCCUCCACCUUACCGAGGCUGACCACCGCGACCACCAUGUUCGUGCUUGGAUGAAGCAAGUUGUUGGCCUCACUCGCGACUGUGAGGGCAACGUCGAGCUCUACAUCCACAACGUUACAGGCGCUGGCCACCAUGGUGGUGGCUUCUUGGGCUACUUGCGACACAUUGUCCGCUAUGUACGCACCAUCCCGGAGAGGCACCGGAUUGCAACUAGGAUCCAGGAGCUCAAGGUCAGGGCUCGCGACGUGGGCGACAGGAAACUGAGGUACGGUGUCACCGUGCCACCAGCUGCUGACCAAUAUGAUGCGAUAUUUAUGGACGAUGCAUACAAGCACCAGGGGCAGGAAGAAGAGGAGAAUGAUGCUUGGAGACGCUUUCAUCUUGUUUAUUAUCCAGAGGAUGAAGAGGCUUACCUACAGAAAAUCAUCGAUGAUAACAUCAAGUUUGUAUUGCCUGAGGAAGAACCGGUUGAAGAGCUGACAAGUGGGGAAUCGAAGCCGAGGAUAUUCCUUAUGAUGUUCAGCCAACAUGAUUUGGCAGACAAAAGUAAUUUCUUACAUUCUAGUAUUACUGAGGGACUGUAUGAGCAGAAAAUGGGAUCAUUUAGUUGCAAAGCCUUGGUCAAUGUGUACACAAAUGGGGACUUCAAAUCUUUGGCUGUAAUACUGGGGGAAAUACUGGACCAACUGGAAGCAGAGAAGAGUACGGAAACCUCACCGGGUGAUAACGAGAAGGAUGAGGCGAUGCAACUCACCAAGAAACUUGAGGGGUAUCUCAAAGGUAAACGAUUCUUGAUCAUUCUGCAAGGUGUCAAUUCCACGGAUAAUUGGAAUAGCCUAAGGUCUGCUGUAUUACGUGCUACUGCUCAUGGCUCUCCUGGCAGCACUAUAGUCAUUACCACAUAUUCUUAUGACUUAGUACGCGAGUCCCCUUAUGAAAUCGUCAAACCACAAGGUCUAUUAGAUUAUUGGCGUGAUAAAACCAUGAUGCUUUUUGGUGAGAUCAUUCAUUCAUAUGUAAGCGAAAGUUAUGUGUCAACCGUUGCAGCAUUAUGUCGACAUGACCGCUUUGCAAUGAAUAUGAUCCAACAUCUUUUGUAUGUUUACCCUUUAAGGAGUGUUCCACAGCUAGAGAAUAUUAUAGCAACCUUACGUGAUUGUCAGAAGUCGAACAAAAAUUUGGGAAAGCAUAUGUUAAGGCUUUCCUAUAAUAAACUACCUAGCAAGUAUAGGAGAUGCUUGCUGUACCUAAGUAUCUUCCCAAAAGGUGACCGCAUUAGGAGAACAACUGUGUGUAGAAGAUGGAUAACCGAAGGACUGAUAACAUCAAGGGAGAAUCAUGCAGACUACGAGGCUUAUUGCUGCUUCGAUGUGCUCUUCUUGCCGGGUUUCAUUCAACCUGUGGAGAUAAGUGACAUGGGCAAGAUCAAGACCUUCACAUUACAUCCUAUUGUUCAUGAAUCCAUCAGCAGGAUUGGUAAAGAUCUAAACUUUGUGGACACGGUUCUUCCGUCCGAUCUGACUCGCCACCUUCCAAUUCACAGCAGAACUAGGGUGCAAGCAUCUCACGUGGAUCAUUCCGUGCAAGCAGCUGCUGGCAGUGGCAUUGUACCAUUUCUUCCGUAUUUGGCAAAGUCAUCUCAGUGGCAGCUAAUGAAGAUGCUGGAUCUAGAAGGUUGCAGAGGCUUAAAGAAGCAACAUUUGAAGAGCAUCUGUAAAAUAAUACUGCUCAAGUACUUGAGCCUCAGGAACACAGAUAUCACUGAACUGCCUAAGCAAAUCGAGAAGCUGCAGCGGCUAGAGACGUUGGACAUCCGGCAAACAGCGGUACAGUCAUUCCCAACAAAAUCAAUCAUGCUUCCUAUGCUAAAGCAUAUGCUUGCUGGCCAGGGCAACAACUUUGAUAGGUUUCAGGAGUCAUUUACGGCUAUGCGCCUUCCCAGCGGUGUCAGAGGAAUGAAGAAAUUAGAGAUAUUGUCUCGUGUUGUUUCUGACAAUGCUGAUGAUUCAAUUGAUGUUGGUCAUCUGUUACAGCUGAGGAAACUGGGUGUGAUUCUUUCUGGUAAGAAUGGUAGCUUCGGUCAUCUAUUGCAACAGAUUGAGAAAUUGCAUGGUAGCCUCCUCUCCUUGUCAAUCCAGAUCAACCAAACACCCGAAGUUGGGGAUACUCUUGGUGCAGAGGAGGUGGUCACAUUAGUCUCGCCUCCGAAACUUCUCCAAAGCCUGAAAAUCAGCGGCAUCACAAGUGGGCUCCUCUUGUGGAUUGCAGAGCUUGAUCAGCUUACCAAGUUAACACUGAGCAGGACUUAUCUGACAGAAGACUAUAUAUGCAUCCUUGGCAAACUUGCAGCUCUGCGUUGUCUCAGUCUUCACCGCAAUUCAUACACCGGAAGCAGGCUGACAUUCAAGGAACGGGAGUUUAAGAGCCUCAAGUCUUUGGUCGUCGAUGGCGACAUCAUCACCAACAUUACCUUUGACACUAAAGCGGCUCCCAAGCUUGAGAUGAUUGUGUGGUCUUUCGCCAAAAUGGAGUCUAUUUCUGGAUUACGCGACCUUUGGUCGUUGAAGAAGCUCGAGCUCAAUGGUGACUGCAACCCAGGCCCAGUGAGAAGAGCACUUGGAAAGCACCCAUAUGAUCCUGAAUUUAAGCACAACCCACGCCAUGGACACCAAGAAGAUGGAGCUGUUGUUGCUGCCUCACCCCCGUGA
This is a messenger RNA of Triticum turgidum subsp. durum (durum wheat), 2844 nucleotides long. The record is from the annotation of a GenBank genome assembly. Lineage: Eukaryota; Viridiplantae; Streptophyta; Magnoliopsida; Poales; Poaceae.